Messenger RNA from Trichosporon asahii var. asahii CBS 2479, 1713 nucleotides. RefSeq lists its product as uncharacterized. Gene Ontology annotation, cellular component: membrane. The transcript has a single exon. Gene Ontology annotation, biological process: transmembrane transport; amino acid transport. NCBI's taxonomy places the organism in Eukaryota, Fungi, Basidiomycota, Tremellomycetes, Trichosporonales, Trichosporonaceae. The record is from RefSeq and is a predicted model, not a curated record. Gene Ontology annotation, molecular function: transmembrane transporter activity. The coding region runs from base 1 to 1713 and encodes 570 amino acids.
AUGGCCGCCGUCAGCGAGAAGAUCACCGCUACGACGACCGCACCGACCGCGGACGGCCCCGUCCAGCGCGUCUGGAGCCGCCGCGAUGGCCCCGGCUCGAACGGAAGCGUCUACGAGCGCAACGGCUCGGUGCACACCGGCUCGCUCGACAGUGCCGACGACCUGCUCCACAAGAUGGGCUACCAGCCCGAGCUGGUGCGCUCGCGCUCGACGCUGCACGUCGCCUUCAUGUCGUUCGUCCUCGCCUCGAUCCCUUACGGUCUCGCCACGACGCUCUACUACCCGCUCCAGGGCGGUGGCCCCGCCGUCGUCAUCUGGGGCUGGGUCCUUGUCUCCCUCAUCAUUCUCUGCGUCGCCGCGUCCCUCGGCGAGAUCACCUCGGUGUACCCGACCGCCGGCGGCGUGUACUACCAGACCUUCAUGCUCGCCCCGCAAAAGUUCCGCCGCAUCGCCGCCUACCUCUGUGGCUGGGCGUAUGUCGUCGGCAACAUCACCAUCACGCUUGCGGUGCAGUUCGGAACGACCCUCUUCUUCGUCGCCUGCGUCAACGUCUUUGAGGUCGAGCCCGGAGUUGGCAUCUGGGACGCCAAGACGUACCAGAUCUACCUCCUCUUCGUCGCCAUCACGCUCCUCUGCGGUCUGAUCUCGACCCUCGGUAACCGCUGGCUGCCUAUUCUUGACACGUUCGCCAUUAUCUGGACCUUUGUCGGUCUGCUCGCCAUUCUCAUCACUGUUCUCGCCGUCGCCAAGCUCGGCCGCCGCUCGGGCGCCUACGUCUUUGGCGGAUUCGAGCCCGAGGUCACCGGCUCGGGCUGGCCCGCCGGCUGGUCCUUCAUGGUCGGUCUCCUGCACGCCGCGUACGCCACUUCGUCGACCGGCAUGGUUAUUUCAAUGUGCGAGGAGGUCCAGUCGCCCGCGACGCAGGUGCCUAAGGCCAUGGUUGCGACCAUUUGCCUGAACCUCGUCGGCGGUCUCCUCUUCCUCGUCCCCCUCAUGUUCGUUCUUCCCGACAUUCAGAUGCUCGUCGGCCUCGCCUCUGGCCAGCCCACGCCCACGAUCAUCAAGUCUGCCGUCGGCUCGUCUGUCGGCGCUAUUCUUCUUCUUCUUCCCCUCAUGGUCCUCGCCAUCCUUUGCGGUACCGCGUGCACGACCGCCUCGUCGCGCUGCACCUGGGCAUUCGCUCGUGACGGCGCCAUCCCCGGCUCCAAGUGGUGGAAGCAGGUCAACCACAAGCUCGACGUCCCCCUGAACGCGAUGUACCUCGUGCUCAUUGUCCAGAUCCUCCUCGGCCUGAUCUACUUUGGUUCCUCGACCGCCUUCAACGCCUUUUCGGGUGUCGGUGUCAUCUCGCUGACCAUCUCGUACGCGUCCCCCAUCGCUGUCUCCGUGUGGGAGGGCCGCAGGCAGGUCAAGCAGCACGCCAAGUUCUACCUCGGCAAGUUUGGCUGGUUCACCAACUGUGUCGCGCUCGCUUGGUCGUGUCUCGCCGUGCCCCUCUUCUGCAUGCCCGCCUACAUCCCCGUCACGGCGCAGACGGUCAACUACGCCCCCGUCGUCUUCGUCGCCUUCACCCUCAUGAGCGCCAUCUGGUACUGGGUCUGGGGCAGGAAGAACUACCAGGGCCCGCCCAAGGAGGACCUGUCCGAGUCGCUCGGCCCCGAGCUGCCGCACACCGAGGCGCUCGCCGCGGGCACGGCCAAGAAGGACUUUUAA